Molecule: messenger RNA, 2561 nt
Organism: Anopheles funestus (African malaria mosquito)
Lineage: Eukaryota; Metazoa; Arthropoda; Insecta; Diptera; Culicidae
Product: U3 small nucleolar RNA-associated protein 14 homolog A
Exons: 1
Coding region: 127-2547 (806 amino acids)
Biological process (GO): rRNA processing
Cellular component (GO): small-subunit processome; nucleolus
Source: RefSeq, a predicted model, not a curated record
AAAACACACAGCUGUCAAACGAAUGGGACGUAAAUAAACGUGAUUUUGGUAGAAACAUGCGGUCGGUUUAAAAAGUUCUUUCUCAGUGUAAAACAGCUGUAUUUCUUAUAACAUAAAUAGAUUAUCAUGCCGGUAGAAAUGGAGAACGACUUACUCGAAAGUGUCGACCGAAACGAAAGCGACGGAGAUGAGGAAAUAGACGAAAAGGCACAUGCGAAGCUUAUCGAUGGUAUCAACAACCUGACUGGUUCGCACUUCAUUCGCGAGGUAACACGCACGGAACCAUUCUUGAAGCGUACCGAGUUCGGGCUAGCUAAAUCGAAAAAUGAAAAAGUUCGGUUGGGCGAUUUGGUGAAUUUUUUCAUCCGAACAAAGAAACACACUGCCGUGGUGAAGCAGCUAACUGAAUUCAAGUCCAAGGCGCCUCUUAAGCAGCCGCUCGAGAAACCGGCCGCGGAUAGGAUUGAACGGAAAGCGGGCUUCGAGCGUGUUCAGAAAGAACUUGGUCGAUGGGAAGCGGUCGUAACGGCAACGCAGGUUGCGCCGCAAACGGUGUAUCCGCUGCUCUACGGUGGAACGAAGGUUCACGAUGCUCCACCGAAGAAACUAUCUGAGUAUCGCGUCAAGACGAAGCUCAUGGAAGAGAUGGAGGAGCUUGAUAGGACCUACGGAGGUUCGGAAGAUGAUGAGGGUGAAAAUUCCGAUCAUAAUUCACCGAACUAUGCACUUACGCUGGAAGAGAUGCGUGAAAAGGCACGUGAACGUACCAGACAAAAGUUGCGCGAAUCCUAUGCAAUUGCCAAGGGUCGCCGAAUGAACAGGAUCAAGAGUAAGAAAUACCAUCGCCUGCUGAAGAAGGACAAACUGAAGGAGCAGAUGAAAAAGUUCGAAGAGCUGAAAGAAAAGAAUCCUGUGGAAGCAUUCCGGCAGCUCGAUGGUAUUGCCAAACAGCGGCAUCAGGAGCGUGUUUCGUUGCGCCAUAAAAAUACUGGCACCUGGGCCAAAAAUCUUCAAGUGCGUGCAAAGUACGAUACGGAAGUAAGGCGUGAGCUAGCCGAACAGCUUGCCAUCGGACGGGAGUUGACGGCUAAACGUUUAAAGGAAGACAGCAGUUCCGAGUCGGAUGGUGAAAUGGAACUGCCGAUGAGCCGGAAAAGCGAAACUAAUCCAUGGAUGGAAAGUGCUAGCAACCAUGAAGAGGUUGGCAGUAAUGAAAAUAAACUUUCUAGCGGGUAUCGUAAAUACUGGCAAGAGCGUAACCAGAUCGAACUUAUUAAAAAGCAGAUAAAUGCAGAAGGACAAGAAACGGAUGGAAAAGUGACGACAGAAAAUGGAAAUGGAUAUCAUUCGGAAGAUGCGGAUGAAGCUGUUAAACUAUCAAAACUGAAUGGUGUUAAAAAACGACCUAAGAAAAGAAAAGAUAAAAUUGUAAUGGCAUCCGGUGCCUGGAAUGUAGAAGAAAUCAAUCCAGAACAGAUUGAAUUGGACACGGAUUCGAAGACGAAAGCUAAAAAAAAGCGAAAAGGUAACGUUCCUAGUGUGGAGCAAAUGUUUCAAGAAGCUGAGGAUAUGAUCCAAGAUGUUCUAAACAACAAGCUAGAAUUAAUGCAUCGCAGCAUCGAGGAAGAGAAUGUUGUGAAACAGAGGCCUAAUAGAAAGGGGAAAAAAUCAAAACAGGAUAAAGACAAUUCAAAGGACUUGAGUUUCAAGAAACAGGCUACCUUAGCCGACGCCGAUGAGCAAAUGAAUGAAACUGCAGGGAGUGCAGCAAUGGAUCAACCGAACGCAUUGACCGCAUUGAAACAGGCAAAGUCCUCGAUCGAUAGUGUAAUGACUCCGUCGACUAAACCGUCAGCAGAAAUCAAUCUAAACCAAGUGGUGCAGAUGAAACCGAAGCAUCUGCUAACUGCUAUUCCCACCACCAUCAUGUCCGGUGAACUGUCGGAUGAUGAGGAAGCGGACGAUGCCCACCGUCUAACGAUUGCCGAAGCCUUCGAGGAUGAUGAUAUUGUGGCAGACUUUGCGAAAGAAAAGCAGGACGAACGUCAGAAAGAUAUUCCGCAAGAGGUGGAACAAACCCUGCCGGGUUGGGGCCAUUGGGCUGGUGCAGGCAUUCAACCGAUCACGCAACGUCAAACCGCUCGAAAGAUCUUUAAACCACCGCCGCAACUAACACGGCGCGAUGAUAAUCGAGAUCAAGUGAUCAUCAACGAGGAUGGACUUAAGAACGAUAAGCUGAGCGCCCAUCUGGUCAACGAGGUGCCGUUCCCGUUCCUCAGGGUAAAGGAUUAUGAGGCGUCUCUGAGGGCUCCCGUAGGACGGACGUUCAUACCCGAAACGGCCCAUGCAGUAAUGGUGGAGCCGCGCAUUAUCACCAAGCAGGGUGCCGUAAUUGAGCCGAUGAAGAAAGCGAUGCUGGUGGAGAAUCCAAAAAAGUUAACGAAGGUCGGCAAGAAACAACGUAGCGAAGCUGUUGACAAUUACAAUAACUAUAUUGGAAAGCGUUUGAGAACGGCUUUGGGCGGUGAGAUGAAUUCGCAACUAUAGACCAAGAUGGGGGG